Molecule: messenger RNA, 996 nt
Organism: Truncatella angustata
Lineage: Eukaryota; Fungi; Ascomycota; Sordariomycetes; Amphisphaeriales; Sporocadaceae
Product: acyl-CoA thioesterase
Exons: 4
Coding region: 1-996 (331 amino acids)
Biological process (GO): fatty acid catabolic process; acyl-CoA metabolic process
Cellular component (GO): peroxisomal matrix
Molecular function (GO): fatty acyl-CoA hydrolase activity
Source: RefSeq, a predicted model, not a curated record
AUGGCUGGCCGAGCCACAUUGAUCAAGGCUCCGGACGUAGACCCGAGUAAGGCGCAGAUUGAGAACGCGCUCGAAUUGACCGAUCUCAGCAUCAUUGGCCCUGACAUCUUCACGAAUACCAGAGAGCUGUGGCAUCCUCCCGGAGCCAGAGGUAUAUAUGGCGGCGCAGUUAUCGCGCAGACGCUCGCGGCGGCACAACGUACUGUGCCGGCAGAUUUUGUGGUUCACUCUUACCAUUGCUACUUCGUUCUAGCGGGCGACUCAAGCGUUCCAAUUCUGUACCAUGUAGAAAGGGUGCGCGAGGGACGAUCGUUCUGCACCAGAACAGUACAGGCGCGGCAACGUGGCAAGGCUAUCUUUACGGUGACUAUGUCGUUCACUAAAGACAACAGCGGUGGUAGGGAGCAGGUGAGCCAUGCCGCUGCCAUGCCAUCAGGCGUGAAGCCUCCGCCAGAUGAUUACGAGGAGGAUUUUGGAAACGGCACGUCGCCGUUCGAGAGCUACCGUAUCGAAGUCACAAACAAAGAUGGCCCGCCUGAAAACAAAAAGUCUAGGCAUUGGGUUCGUGCGAGAGGCAAGAUCAGCGAAGCAGGUGGACACCAGGCGCAUUUGAGCGCUUUGGCCUACGUUAGCGACAGUUACUUCAUUGGGACUGUGAGCCGCAUCCACAGGCUAUGGCGGUUUCCCUUCAAGGCUGAUGACAUUAAUACGCUGUCGCCUGAGGUCAAGGAACAUGUGAUCAAACUCAAUGAUUUUGAGGGCAGCGGAACUGUUGAAAGCAUGAAGGGACAACCAGAGAUUGGAAUGAUGGUGUCGCUUGACCAUGUGAUCUACUUUCAUAACCCAAAGAAAGUCCGCGCAGAUGAAUGGAUGUUUUCUGAGAUGGAGAGCCCUUGGUCUGGCGACGGACGUGGCGUUGUCACCCAGAGAAUAUUUAGCAAAGAUGGGACGUUGCUGGCGACAUGCCAUCAGGAGGUAUGGUUCCUAUCAUCAUGA